Molecule: messenger RNA, 1752 nt
Organism: Penicillium canariense
Lineage: Eukaryota; Fungi; Ascomycota; Eurotiomycetes; Eurotiales; Aspergillaceae
Gene: rad7
Exons: 4
Biological process (GO): SCF-dependent proteasomal ubiquitin-dependent protein catabolic process
Cellular component (GO): SCF ubiquitin ligase complex
Source: RefSeq, a predicted model, not a curated record
CGCUCCGCUCUCACCGAUUUCCUCGCCUCAAACAAUAUCUCCGCCGCUCAAAUUCGCGACGAUUACGACCGACGUGAAGCAGACGCAGCACGCCAAGCGGCUGAGGAGGAAGAGGCUGCCGCCCUCGACCGCGAAGAGCCAGAAUAUGACCCCGAGCCCGAUUCCCCGGAGGAGAAAACAAAGAAGCGCAAGCGACAGCAAGCCAUUGAAAAGAUCAAGAAGAGCAAGGAAUUCGCCCGUCGCAAGGCUCGACGGACUGGCGAACCUGACGAUGAUGAUGAUGCACUGGCCAAUGAGAUGAUGGAUGAAAAACAGCGUCCGACUCCGGGACAGCUAGAAAACUGUGAAAUCUGUGGCAAGCGGUUUACGGUUACAGCUUACAGCAAGACGGGGCCCAGCGGAGGCCUCCUCUGUACAGAAUGUUCCAAAAAACAUGUCGACGGAGGAAAGAAGGCCCCGCCUAAGAAACGCAGCUCGGGAAUUGGACGACGUCAAAACCAAAGUAACCUGCUAGAUGGACUGGCUUCUCAAGGCGCUCAGACUCUACUGGAGACGUGCAUCAAAAAAGUAGCUGAGAACAUUGGCGAUGUGGAGGAGUUUGGCGACCUACCUCCGGCGGUGAUGCAUCGACUCAGCCAAAUUCUGGCCAGAAGGCGAGCGAUAACCUCGAGGACUUUGGACCUUUUCUUACGCCCCCAGAACAAGGAGAUCAACAUAUACGAUUGUGCCAAGCUUGGCACCGAUGACUACCAUAAGAUCCUUGCCACUGUGCCGGGCUUAACCAAGCUCAAUCUGCGCUUCGUCACGCCGAUGAAGGACCGCAUUUUCCAAUACAUGAUGGACCGUGACAUGAAUAUCCAAGACUUACACUUAGACUCACCAAACUUGGUGACUGACGAAAUAUGGCAGCAACUCUUCAUUCAGCUAGGUCCGCGCCUUCGGAGCCUGAAGCUGUGGAACCUUGAUUCUGCAUUUGAUGACGAGACUGCUGAAGUCAUGGCCAAGCAGUGCACCCAACUACAGCGUCUGAAAUUGAAGCAUCUGACAAAGAUUGGUGACAAAGCGCUGGAAGCAAUUUCGACCAUGAAAACACUGGAGCACUUGUCUCUCUAUAUCAGCCAGGAAACAGCUCCGGAGCCUCUGCUUCAGAUUCUUACCGAGCUCGGUCCUAAUCUCCAUUCUCUAUCACUGGAGGAAUUUUAUUAUGCAGAUGACAGACUCCUUCAGCUCAUACACGAAAGGUGCCGACAUCUGUAUAAGCUUCGGCUUGCCAUGAACGCCGAGUUUACAGACAAGGCUUUAGCCAGCCUCUUCCGCGACUGGUCCAAUCCCCCAUUAACAUUCGUGGACUUCCACCGAGUCCGGGACGUGGAUAUGGCCAAUCCUGGCGGGCCCCCUGAGCCCAUCGGUCUUGCCUCAGAUGGCUUCGUCGCCAUGAUGGAGCACUCCGGCUCCAAACUUCAAAGUUUGAACGUGGCCUCGUGUCGUCACAUCUCGUACGCAGCAUACGAAGAAGCUUUUGGAGAGCACAAGCGAUAUCCAGAGCUCAAGUAUCUAGACAUUUCAUUCAACGGCGUCGUCGAUGACUACUUGGCGCAGUGCAUCUUUCGGUGCUGUCCGGCGCUUACACGAAUGGUUGUCUUUGGCUGCUUCAAGAUCCGCGACAUCAAGAUACCCAGGGGCGUUGCGGUGAUCGGCACCGUUGGCGCGAAACUAAUUGUUGAUGGAAUUGCUCAGCAAGAGGUUGUUUGA